Pseudogymnoascus verrucosus is the source of this 597-nucleotide messenger RNA. RefSeq lists its product as uncharacterized. The record is from RefSeq and is a predicted model, not a curated record. NCBI's taxonomy places the organism in Eukaryota, Fungi, Ascomycota, Leotiomycetes, Thelebolales, Thelebolaceae. The coding region runs from base 1 to 597 and encodes 198 amino acids. The transcript has 2 exons.
AUGCGCUUCUCCGCCCUAUCAAUCGCAGUUCUAACACUUGUUGGAGCCCACUCCCCCGCCCUCACCAAGCGCACAAGCCCAAGCCUCAGUCUCACCGACGCCGACGCGAUCCCUGCCUUCAACCUGCCAACCCUAAUCUCAACAGAAAAUGUCGAGGCCAACACGCACAACAUUGAGGCCAUCCGUGCUACACUCGCCCUUUACCCCCUCGCUAUCGACGGCAAGAACUUUGACUCCCUCUCCCGCAUCUUCGCGCAGAACGCAGUCGCAAACUACUCCGCGCCAUUAAAUGUCCUAACCCCGCUAUCAACAAUCCAAUCGGUCUUAAAAUCCAGCCUAAAUCCCGUGACCACACAACAUUCUUUUGGGACCCAGCUGAUCGAUAUUCUAUCCCACGACUCAGCCUUCUCAGUGACAUACUACACGGCGACGCAUUUUGGGAGGGGGACGUUUGGAGGGAAAACGGCCACCGCAUUUGGACAGUAUCAGGAUGUGUGGAAGAAGCAACAGGAUGGGAAGUGGAAGAUCACCCAUAGAAAUUUGAUCUACAUGGGCCCACUUAUUGGCGACCUAACUAUAUUUACUUUCACUGAAUAG